Molecule: messenger RNA, 672 nt
Organism: Guillardia theta CCMP2712
Lineage: Eukaryota; Cryptophyceae; Pyrenomonadales; Geminigeraceae
Exons: 3
Coding region: 1-672 (223 amino acids)
Source: RefSeq, a predicted model, not a curated record
AUGAGGUCAGGUGGCACAGGGUUCAGACAAGCAGUAGUGUUUAGGCAAGCGCACCAUGGCAGAGCACCUGCUUCAUACUUGUACAGGGUUGGGAUGACUCAUUUGAUGCAGAUGGUCGUCAAGCCUCAGCACGACAAUGAAGCCAUUUACUGCGAUACUCCUUUCAGCCAACGCCUUCCUCUCCCGAAGGAGAUGGGAGGCUGUAUGAGCUGCUUCGUUGCGAUGGCAGGAGUGAAGAUGCCUCUCGUGCGAGGCAUUCCGAAGAAUGCCGUCAAGCUGUCCGAUGCGGAGGGAGCUGGCAGAUACAGCCCCUGGAUGGAGGAGGGCAGCGGCGGUCAGCACAACACUGUUGGACGUAAAGGUCAAGGCCCAAGGGCUGUGGCGAACCAGACACAGGAGCAGUCGCUCCACAUGAUGCACAAGGGACAAGACGGGGUCAUCUACGUGGACUACAUGGGAUCCAUGCUGGAGGACUUUAAUCCCGAGGGCGGUGAGAUCACUUUCAACAACGCGCUAAACCUCCGCCUCAAAUUCCUACGAGGAUGGAAGAAAGACGGCCUGCCUGCUCCUCAAGUUAACGGCAGCGCCGAUGCCGGGAUAUUCUGCAUGCACUGCGGGAAGCCAAGCCCGUCGGAAGCCAUGUUUUGCAGCUCGUGCGGAAAGGUGAAAUGA